Molecule: messenger RNA, 890 nt
Organism: Lucilia cuprina (Australian sheep blowfly)
Lineage: Eukaryota; Metazoa; Arthropoda; Insecta; Diptera; Calliphoridae
Product: adult cuticle protein 1-like
Exons: 2
Coding region: 153-566 (137 amino acids)
Source: RefSeq, a predicted model, not a curated record
UUAACUCUAAACUCGAUUUCAAUUUUUUUAGUAUAAAAGUUGGUAUAAUUUGGUGAAUAAAAUCAGAAACUAAUCAAAAAGCGUUCAUUGAACAUUAGUUUUGAGUUUACUUUAAAUUUUCCUAUUUCUACUUCUUUCAUCCUUUCAACAACAUGAAGUUCGUAUUUGCCGUAGUCUUGUUGGCUCUUGCCGCUGGUGUCCAAUCAUCAUUGAUUGCUCAACAUGCUCCUGGUGUAUCAUAUGUUACCACUGCCUUACAUCCAGCUAAUCACUUGGGAGGACCCUUAGGCUGGGGUGGUCAUGCCGCUAUUGAUCACAGUGCCUGGGGUGGUCCUUUAGUUGCCCCAUUGGGCGGUCAUGGUCUUUGGGGAGGUAUUCCCGGCAUUUCUCUAGCUCAAGGACCUGCUCAUGGUCAUGUUGGUAUCGAUCUCGCUCACGGUGCUCAUGGCCAUGGUCAUGGUGUGUAUGUAGCAAAGACACGCGGUGCAGUCCAUACCGCACCAUUGGCUGGCCAUAUUGCCUCCGCCACAUCAGUAAAUGUAGCUCCAGCUCCUGGUACUCAUUAACUAACAAAAUACCACAAUUACUCAAGUCCCAGCGCUCUACCAUGGCACACACUCAACAUCACAGCGUUUUGGCAUCUUAACAUUUGGUGAACUUAAAGUCCAGCAACAAUCAUGCAAAAUUUUGAACUUUUACGAACUUUAAUUGUUAUCUGUUCUGUAUCUGUAACUAUUUUCUAUGUCUUUAUCCUAAGCUACAUCUUUUCUUAAUCUAUCUAUGCCUCACAUUAAUGAUAAAUAAUGUGUAGCAUUGCAAGAACAUAAAUAAAAUUUAGAGAAAUAUAUGCAAAUAUUUUUCUACGAUUAAAAAAAAUUAUAAAUGGAAUG